Messenger RNA from Salvelinus fontinalis (brook trout), 3546 nucleotides. Its product is annotated as C1GALT1-specific chaperone 1-like. The transcript is spliced from 2 exons. The coding region runs from base 423 to 1376 and encodes 317 amino acids. NCBI's taxonomy places the organism in Eukaryota, Metazoa, Chordata, Actinopteri, Salmoniformes, Salmonidae. The record is from RefSeq and is a predicted model, not a curated record. Gene Ontology annotation, molecular function: N-acetylgalactosaminide beta-1,3-galactosyltransferase activity.
AUCUCCACCCGGCACAGCCAGAAGAGGACUGGCCAUCCCUCAUAGCCUGGUUCCUCUCUAGGCUUCUUCCUAGGUUUUGGCCUUUCUAGGGAGUUUUUCCUAGCCACCGUGCUUCUACACCUGCAUUGCUUGCUGUUUGGGGUUUUAGGCUGGGUUUCUGUACAGCACUUCGAGAUAUUAGCUGAUGUACGAAGGGCUAUAUAAAAUACACUUGAUUUGAUUCACAAACAAGAUGUGCGAACGCCAUGAUAGCGAAGAAGAAGAACCCGGAAGUUCGUUGUGUUUGUAAAUCCAACAGCCAGCUUGCAACCCUGAGGUAUAUCAGCAUACGGAAACCUCCUUCGACAGGAGUGGAAACUAAAAAGGAAAGGAGGGAAUUCUCUGUCAGCUGCAGUCGUUUUUAGCGUGUGCUGUUGACAAACAUGUUGUCGGAAGGCAGCUCCUUUAUGAAGGGGAUAGCCCUGGGAGGCACAUUCUGCCUGUUGUUGUCCCUGUUGGGGAGCUUUACACCAGGCAUGCAGUCCAGCCCAGAGGACCACCACCACCACCACAUCAAGGCUCCCACCAAGGACGAGCUACAGAGCCUGUCUGAUUCCCAGAUGGUGGAACUGAGCCAGAGAGUGCGAGUCUAUUGCGUCAUCAUGGUUCAGCCUUCUGUCCUGGUGUAUUGGUCCACAGCCAAGGACACCUGGGGUAAACACUGCGACAACGCUGUAUUCUACAGCUCUGAGUCGGCCAAAGCUCUGGAAGCGGUGGACCUUAACGAACAGGACGAGUGGGCCAAGCUGCGCAAGGCCCUGAAGCACGCAUAUGACAAUGCCGGCGACCUGCGCUGGUUCUUCGUUGCGCGGUCCACCACCUUCGCCAUCAUCGAGAACCUCAAGUACCUCGUUCUGGCAAAGGACCCCAACGAGCCCUUCUACAUUGGCCAUGCCAUGAAAUCGGGUGAACUGGAGUACGUGGAGUACCAGAGCGGCAUCGUGCUGAGCUAUGAGGCACUCAAGAGGCUGGUGAAUGUGUUCAAGGACGAGGACAAGUGUCCGGAGCGAGGCAGAGCCCUGUGGAAGCUGAGCGAGGAGAAACAAUUAGCUAUAUGUCUGAAGUACACCGGGGUCUUUGCAGAGAAUGGCGAGGACAUCCAGGGCAAGAGGCUGUUCAACAGUAAGAGUGUGGGUUCACUCAUCCAAGACAGCAUGGACAAAAAAAACUUGGACGUGGUGGAGGGCUGCUGCUCUGACUUAGCCAUCACCUUCAGCGGAAUGUCACCAAACCAGAUGCAGGUCAUGAUGUUUGGAGUUUACAGACUACGCCCGUAUGGGCACAACUUUCAUGAUUCCUUGAUAUUCCUGCCCCCUGAGGGCUCCGACAAUGACUAAAGUGCAAGGCGUCCCACUUUGGGGCAGACAUGGCAUUAACCAGACUGCUGCUGUCAAGUCCUGCCUGGUGAAUAAAGACAGUUUUCUUAUUCAGUUUGUGAGCAUGAGGGAGGGUGGCAAGUACUUGAAGGAGGCAAAUCAUUCUUCUUAGUCUUUUAUACGUUUUUUGAAUUUGCACUCUGCACAUAAUACCAUUGUGGAAAAGGAAUGAACAGAUGAAGAAAUCACAAAUUUGUAGAGCAAAUGUGUCACACAUUCCACAGGGGGCCAAGUGUCUGUGGGUUUUUGCUGCAACCUUGUACUUGAUUGAUGAAUCAAGGUCACUAAUUAGUAAGGAACUCCCCUUGCAUGGUUUAACACUAGGCCCUCCAUGGAAUGAGUUUGACAUUCCUGUAAUCUAUAGUAUAGAUAAUUUUUGUUAAGACAAUUGACAUUUUUAUUGGUAUUUGUGGCUGAUUUUAUUUUAGGCUAAUAAACUCAGCAAAAAAAUAAACGUCCUCACUGCCAACUACGUUUAUUUUCAGCAAACUUAACAUGUGUAAAUAUUUGUAUGAACAUAAGAUUCAACAACUGAGACAUAAACUGAACAAGUUCCACAGACAUGUGACUAACAGAAAUGGAAUAAUGUGUCCCUGAACAAAGGGGGGGUCAAAAGUAACAGUCAGUAUCUGGUGUGGCCACCAGCUGCAUUAAGUACUGCAGUGUAUCUCCUCGUCGUGGACUGUACCAGAUUUGCCAGUUCUUGCUGUGAGAUGUUACCCCACUCUUCCACCAAGGCACCUGCAAGUUCCCGGACAUUUCUGAGGGGAAUGGCCCUAGCCCUCGCCCUCCGAUCCAGCAGGUCCCAGGUGUGCUCAAUGGGAUUGAGUUCCGGGCUCUUCGCUGGCCAUGGCAGAACACUGACAUUCCUGUCUUGCAGGAAAUCAUGCACAGAACGAGCAGUAUGGCUGGUGGCAUUGCCAUUCUGGGGGGUCAUGCAGGAUGAGCCUGCAGGAAGGGUACCACAUGAGGGAGGAGGAUGUCUUCCCUGUAAAGCACAGCGUUGAGAUUGCCUGCAAUGAUAACAAGCUCAGUCCGAUGAUGCUGUGCCACACCGCCCCAGACCACGACGGACCCUCCACCUCCAAAUCGAUCCCGUUCCAGAGUACAGGCCUCGGUGUAACGCUCAUUCUUUCGACGAUAAACGCGAAUCCGACCAUCGCCCCUGGUGAGACAAAACCGCGACUCGUCAGUGAAGAGCACUUUUUGCCAGUUCUGUCUGGUCCAGCGAUGGUGGGUUUGGGCACAUAGGCGAUGUUGUUGCCGGUGAUGUCUGGUAAGGACCUGCCUUACAACAGGCCUACAAGCCCUCAGUCCAGCCUCUCUCAGCAUAUUGCAGACAGUCUGAGCACUGAUCGAGGGAUUGUGCGUUCCUGGUGUAACUCGGGCAGUUGUUGUUGCCAUCCUAUACCUGUCCCGCAGGUGUGAUGUUUGGAUCUACCGAUCCUGUGCAGGUGUUACACGUGGUCUGCCACUGCGAGGACCAUCAGCUGUCCGUCCUGUCUCCCUGUAGCGCUGUCUUAGGCAUCUCACAUUGCAAUUUAUUGCCCUGGCCACAUCUGCAGUCCUCAUGCCUCCUUGCAGCAUGCCUAAGGCACAUUCACACGGAUGAGCAGGGACCCUGGGCAUCUUUCUUUUGGUGUUUUUCAGAGUCAGUAGAAAGGCAUCUUUAGUGUCCUAAGUUUUCAUAACUGUGACCUUAUUUGCCUACCGUCUGUAAGCUGUUAGUGUCUUAACGACCGUUCCACAGGUGCAUGUUCAUUAAUUGUAGAAAAAAAAGCAUGAGAAAGUGUUUAAGCCCUUUACAAUGAAGAUCUGAAGUUAUUUGAAAUUUUAUGAAUUAUCUUUGAAAGACAGCGUCUUGAAAAAGGGACAUUUCUUUUUUUGAAGGGUUUAUAAGGCCCCAUGGAGUGAACAUUUUGAAAUAAUCUUGAAGUAUUGAGAUGUCUCUAAACAGUUUGCUACACAUGAUUGGUUGCCACCAAUGUAAUAGAAAUUGUUGGUGGAUUUGUUAGUUUUAUUUUGAGGUAACUAUUUUACCCACUUGAAACACCCGAUGAAAUAAAACAUUGGCAGCCAUGUUUAUCCUCCUAAUACCAAAAAUGAAAUGAAAUAAAUUUUUCUGCUGAGA